AUGGAUGAAAUGAAAGAAUACACUACAGGAAUAUCGAUAAAUGGGAAACAGUUUCACUCCAUCCGCUUUGCAGAUGAUAUAGCUCUCCUAGCUGACAGCGAGGAAGAAAUGAGUUUGAUGCUGCAUAUACUUGAAUCAUCUCUAGAUAAGUUGAAACUAAANAGUUAUAACAAAUAUUAACAUAACGCUUAACAAUGAAUAAUUACAAGAAGUAAAAUAAUUCUGCUACUUAGGUAGCUUGAUGACUGACGACAACAAAUCUACGAAGGAAAUAAGAAGACGAAUUACAUUAGCAAAACACGCUUUUGAGAAAAAAAGGACACUUCUUACUAAUAAACAUCUAAGUUUAAGAUCAAGAAAGAAAUUAGAAAAACAUACAUUUGGAGUGUAUUACUAUUACAAAAUUCACGAUCUAGACGAAUUUUACUAUCUGGAUAUCCAAUUAGUGAAAUGA
Messenger RNA from Cinara cedri, 454 nucleotides. NCBI's taxonomy places the organism in Eukaryota, Metazoa, Arthropoda, Insecta, Hemiptera, Aphididae. The record is from the annotation of a GenBank genome assembly.